Messenger RNA from Penicillium canariense, 552 nucleotides. RefSeq lists its product as uncharacterized. The record is from RefSeq and is a predicted model, not a curated record. NCBI's taxonomy places the organism in Eukaryota, Fungi, Ascomycota, Eurotiomycetes, Eurotiales, Aspergillaceae. Bases 1 to 552 code for a protein of 183 amino acids. The transcript has a single exon.
AUGGAGCCAAGGGAGACCGAGGACCCGAAGGGCCCAGGGGCCCUAGGGGGGAUACAGGAGAACCGGGAAACCGUGGAGAACCGGGUAUACAAGGGAUUCAAGGCACCCCAGGCAAUCAAGGAUUACCGGGACGUGAUGGGCGCGACGGCCUUGAUGGUCAAUCCGGACGUGAUGGUCAACCCGGACGUGAUGGUCAACCUGGACGCAACGGUCUUGAUGGUCAGACUGGGCGUGGCGGUGUUAAUGGUCAACCUGGACGCGACGGUGUUAAUGGCCCAAUGGGAUACCCCGGUCCACCUGGCCCCGCUGGUGCCGCAGGGCCUGCUGGGCCUUUGGGCCCACCUGGGAGAGACGGUCUACCUGGGGAAGACGGCCUACCUGGGGAAGACGGCCUACCUGGGGAAGACGGCCUACCUGGGGAAGACGGCCUACCUGGGAGAAUUGGCCGUGACGAAAGAAGAGGCACAUCAUGUUCGCGUGGGCGGGAUCAUCAUUGUCAUCGAGCAGCAUCUUGUGCGCGAGGAUCUUCCCAUGGAGAUCAAUUUAUUAUGA